AUGGGAAAGAAAAGUGGUAGUACUUCAUGGUUAACUAUUGUCAAAAGGGCCUUCAGGUCUCCGUCUAAGGAUCAUGACCAAAAGAGCAGCAGAAGAAGAGAAGACCAUGAACCAGAAGAGGAAGAGAAGAAAAGAGAGAAGAGAAGAUGGCUAUUUCGAAAGGCUACUUCACAUAUUCAACAAUGUGAAGCAACAAAGACAGAAACAACCAUAUCUGUGACUCCUGUUUUGGCUGCUGACCAAAAACAUGCAUUUGCAGUGGCCGCAGCCACUGCAGCUGCGGCCGAAGCAGCUGUUGCUACUGCCCAAGCGGCAGUAGAAAUUGUUCGGUUCACUAGGCCGAACAAUUUUGCCAAAGAGCACUAUGCGGCUACACUCAUUCAAACAGCUUUCAGAGGUUACUUAGCGAGGAGAGCUCUGCGUGCGCUUAAGGGUCUCGUAAAGCUUCAGGCUUUAGUGAGAGGUCACAAUGUUAGGAAGCAAGCAAAGCUGACACUUAAAUGCAUGCAAGCUCUGGUUCGAGUUCAAGAUCAGGUUCGAAACGAAAGAGCCAGGCUUUCGCAUGAAGGAGGCAGAAACUCCAUGCUUUCCGAAACAGAAAUGAGCUUAUGGGAGUCCAGAUACCUUCAAGACAUUCGCGACAGAAAGUCGAUAUCCAGAGAAAAAGUGAGUGAAGGAGUUGAUCAAUUCUUGUUACAAAGUCGAAAGGAAGCUUCUUUAAAACGUGAAAAAGCCCUUGCUUAUGCCUUUUCUCACCAGAUAUGGAGGCCUAGAAGACACCCCUCUAUAGGGGAAGAAGCAGAGCUAGAAGAGAGAACAAAAUGGCUUGAUCGGUGGAUGGCCACAAAGAACUGGGAAAAUUACAGAGCUUCAACAGACAAAAGAGACUCCAUAAAAACAGUGGAAAUGGACACUUCUAGGCCUUACAUUUCAUCCCAACACCAAAAACAGCCAAAUCCAAAUGCUGCAAUGGCUUCACCUUUGCACAAGUCACAUUACAACAACAUGAACAUCUCUCUCGGCCACUCUCCUGCAACACCCUCUCCUUCAAAACCCAGAGCGCUAAAAGUGCGUUCCGCAAGUCCUAGAUGCUCUUCAGCAGCACAUACCCCCAAUUUAGGCUCUGCUUACUGUUUCAGGGGUGGUAUGUGUAGAUAUGGUGUCGGCUCAAAUAAUGUGAUUGGUUCAGUGCCUAAUUACAUGGCUGCAACCGAGUCUGCAAAGGCUAAGGCGCGGUCUCUAAGUGCACCACGGUCAAGGCCAGCUACACCGGAUAGAGACCGGGGUGGUUCGGCCAAGAAACGGCUGUCGUACCCGGCCCCUGAGUCACAUAGCUUGGAAAGUCCUAGCUUCAAGAGUGUGCAAAAUGGGUACUAUGGAAGGGAGAACUUGUCUACUUACACUGAUAGCCUAGGGGGAGAAAUUUCUCCAUGUUCAACCACUGACUUAAGGUGGUUACAACAAUGA
This is a messenger RNA of Fragaria vesca subsp. vesca, 1467 nucleotides long. RefSeq names its product protein IQ-DOMAIN 14-like. Lineage: Eukaryota; Viridiplantae; Streptophyta; Magnoliopsida; Rosales; Rosaceae. The record is from RefSeq and is a predicted model, not a curated record. Bases 1 to 1467 code for a protein of 488 amino acids. Gene Ontology annotation, molecular function: protein binding. The transcript has 5 exons.